GUUUCUAACCGCCUCGCUCGUCGCAGCCGGGAGAGAGAGACGGUAGUGCACGUUUUUACGUUUGUUCGUCAGCUACGUUUGACUAAGUACAGUCCGGGAUAGAACGGAGCACGUCUCGCGCGCUCUAUUUUUCUAUAUUUUUUUGUUCUCUUUUCUCGGUUUACCCGUUCUUUUCCACGGCGGAUCGUAAUCUCGUCGCUCGCGCGUCCCUCUUGUUUAUUUGUCCGAUAGAUACGCGGCUGACAGAGACGCUAUUCUCUCGGGAAUCUUUAGUUUAUACAUAUUUCGUAUCGUCGUGUGGAAAAGCCGGAAAGGCUUGUCGAAGGCUACGUUUGUCUAUCCGGGGGAUACGAAGGACUAACGAGUGUGAGGGAAAGCCUGUUAAACACACACGGAAAGGAAGAAGAAGGAACGCAGUGGCUCGCCGGUGUAGACUCGCAACAGAGAAGAGCGCGCGUCUCGCUGCCAGUCAACCAGUCGGCCAUUCAGUCAGUCAGUCGAUCAUUCAGUCAGUGCCGGUUCUACACUCCGAACGUUUUCUUCUCUCUGUCUGUUUAUAUUCAGUCCCGAGUUCCUCAAUGGUGGCUGUCUCGAUGUGUUUUGCUGGCAACCAACGAUAAUCCUUUGUCUGUAAGUGAAACGAGAAACGGGAACACGAAGAGAACCGAUCGAAAACUUGGAUCCUAUUGGUGGUGUUGUACGAUUUUUGUGUUCCAUCGUUGAAGACACAAAUACGCACGAAGUACACGAUAUCCCUGGCCAAAAGCUCGGAAGGAAAAUGUGCCGCCAACGGACACGGCCAGUGAAUUGAUAAAUUUCAUACGUGAUGAUUUUCUUACGUUAGCAAUUCGUUGAUUGUUGGUGAUGAUUGUGCUGGUUCGCUAUGUACACGCCUUCACGUCGUGAGCGUCGUCGUUAAAAAAAAGGAGGAAGGAGGAGGGAGCCUUUUCCGCCGAUUCAAACGUCCAUCCUUAAACAUCUCUCGUCGUGUCUUUCUUCCCUUGGUCCACGUAUAGUCACAAGAGGAGAGAUCGAGGCGGGUAAAUAGGCGAAGCGAGGGCGAUCGAAGCAAAAGGGACGAUCGAGGAGGAGGUGGAGGAGGAGGAGGAGGAGGAGGAGAAGGAGGAAGUGGAGAUAACAAGGGCAUGAUAAGCAAGGACACGGGCGUUGGACGAAUAUCAGGUGACACGGUAGACGGUAUCCAAGGAAGGUUGAACGUUGUCCAGGAAGGAAGGAGGAAGGUGUAUCGACAGAUUCGCCGUCUUGUCUCACGGCAACGGAUGUCGGAAUGACGCGUCGAUCAAGCCGUGGCUGGGCAGAGGGUGCAAGGACUUCGUUAAACGGAAGAAAGUGAUAGUCGUGGCUCGCUUCGGAGGAGGCGGAGAGGCGGAGUUCGUUGGAGAAGGGAGAGGAAGAAGAAGGAAGCGUCGGAGAUCGUCGAACUUAUCAGAAGCGAUCGUGGGCUCAUUGUCUCGUCACUCUCCAGCAACGGCGACGGAUAACGUCCUCUCGUCGCUAUCAUGAUGUUAUCGUUAUGAGAUUCAUCGUAUUUCCUUAUACCUGACAGUCGAGAAUACUGUCGAUUACUUCUUCGAACGGAGAGGUGAAUAAAAUAGAAGGGAUCUCGAGCGGACCAAGUAAAAAAAAAAAAAAAAAAAAAAAAAAAAAUCACGAAAAUCACUAUAUAAGAGGACACGGAAAAAGGAAAAAGAAACGAGACUACCAAAGAAUUUGAUUCGGGGAGGAAGAGGGUCAAAGUUAACUGACCGAAAGCACGCAGUAGCAAAGGAAACAGUGAUCUCGUUUAACCUUGAAGAGGAGAGAGAAGAGAGAGAGAGAGAGAGAGAGAGAGAGAGAGAGAGAGAGCAUCGUAAAUCGUAGAACGUAAUCGCGCAAGGACAGGCAACCGACUGUCCGUGUGGCUGUUGCGUUGGAAGGGUGCCGAUAAAAGAAUAGAGGGGUGCGUGGUGAAACGCGACGAGAGGGUGAAGUGAAGGUGUCCUCGUGGGGUGCCAGAGUGAGCACGAUAGCACCUCUGGUGCCCUCGGCCGUGGGUCCCGAGGGGACGGACGCCAUGGCGGCCUCUUCGUCCUCGUCGAGCGGCGAGCAACAGUACUCACUCAGGUGGAACGACUUCCACUCGAGCAUCCUCAGCUCAUUUCGUCAUCUCAGGGACGAGGAGGAUUUCGUGGACGUGACCCUGGCAUGCGACAGUAGCAGCUUCACCGCGCACAAGGUCGUUCUCUCUGCGUGUAGUCCUUACUUCCGCCGCCUCCUCAAGGCCAAUCCAUGCCAGCAUCCGAUCGUGAUCCUGAGGGACGUCGCCUCGUCGGACAUGGAGUCGUUGCUGCGCUUCAUGUACCACGGAGAGGUGCACGUAGGUCAGGAACAGCUCGCCGCGUUCCUAAAGACGGCGCAGAUGCUUCAGGUUCGAGGGUUGGCCGAUGUGAACAGCGGCGCUGCCAAAAUUCCUCCUCCCUCGUCCUCCGGCGGGAACAAUGGCAGUGCGCCGGCGACACCGCGCAAUCCUUGGCAAGACAACGGCAGAGGAGAGUUGAACGAGAGCGGUCUGAGCCCACCACCAGAGAAGAGACCUAGAAGCUAUAGCCCACCGUUGGGUAACCACGUGGAGCCCAAGACCGACCUUCAAGAAUCGCUUUUGGGCCAGGCAUUGGCGGAGGGACCUACGAUACACACGACACCCACGAACAACGUUCAGGCGCAAUCUACCGGCGAGGACUCGAAUUCCAUGUCGGACAACGAGGAAGAGAUGUCGAAUAACGACAGCAUCCUGAACUCGGUGAAGACCGAGCCAAGCGACAUCCUGAAUGAUUCUAUGGAACAUCACCGUAAUUCGUUUCCGGCGCUCUUGGGAAUACCAGGACUGAUACCAGGACCGUCCGGGAUCCACGCGGCGAAUCAGGAUCCGAAUUACGUGGCCCGCCGCGGCUUGGACAUGAUGCGGGUCCGCGCCACGGAUCCACGCCCCUGCCCGAAAUGCGGUAAGAUCUAUCGAUCCGCCCACACAUUGCGCACUCACCUGGAAGAUAAGCACACGAUCUGUCCGGGGUAUCGUUGCGUGCUGUGCGGUACCGUGGCCAAGUCGAGGAACUCGUUGCACUCGCACAUGUCGCGCCAACAUCGAGGGAUCAGCACCAAGGAUCUACCGGUCCUACCCAUGCCCAGCCCGUUCGACCCUGAAUUGGCGUCUCGUCUGUUGGCCAAAGCAGGUGUCAAGGUGAGUCCCGCCGAGUUGCGAGCCCGUGCCAGCCCCACCGGCCCGAGAAGGGGCGAUAUGAGGCUCGAGAUACCACGAGGGGGCGCCCCGUCCGAGGCUGGGAGCAGCAUCUGCGGCGGGGACGAUCCGGAGGAUCUCACUUUGCCGCUCAGCCUCAGGUAUGGAUCACCCACGCCCAAUAACAACACCGUGAUCACGAAGGUGAGCGGCAGCGGGAACAACGGCAGCGGCAGCACCAAGAACUCGACCACGACCGCGAUAGCGGCCAAGUCUUUGGACACGUUGCACGGCAGCCGCGAGCCGAACACGGCGCCCCUUCAUCCACCCGGCCAUCUUCAUCCGAGCCAUCACAACACCAGCGCGACGGGAUCAGCCAUUCUCGACACAUAUUUGCAAUUUAUCGCCGAGAAUUCCGGUUUGACGACGAUGGGCCUCAGCCCCGAACAAGCCGCCGCUGUCGCGGCGGCGCACGCGGCCAAGAUGGCGCACAUGAGCGCCAUGGACAAGUUGGGCGGUCGUGGGAUCGAGGAUUAUCCCAUGAUCGGCCGGGACGAGGGUCGGGGGCCCGGUGUGGUGCACGAGGAUCGCCAGGACGCGAUGCAGGACAGGCACGUUGGAUUGUUGGAGGAGGGGGAGUCGUCGGGGGGCGAAGAGGACGACUUUAGCGAGAACGAGGAGCCGGAAAUCGUUAAAGCCGAAUAGGUGGCACGCUCGCGGCAAUCUGCGACCAUAGUUUGUUACACGAGUGACCCGAUUAUUAUUAGCAAGCGCUUUGGAGAGACGCGUUUUUCUUUUUUUUUCUUGGAUCCGAUCUUGGAUCUGGGCGCGUUCCCUUCGCUCGCAGUCAAAUCCAUCCACUACCUCAGUAGAGACUUGUUUUCCCAUUGUUUUCUUUUCGUUGCGGGAGAAUAGAAUUUUUGUUUUUUUUCUUUUUUUUUUUUUUUUUUUUUUUUUUUUUUUUUUGUUUUUCCAAAGAAAAGAUGAAGAAAGAAGAUGAAACGAAGUCAUGACACACACGUAUAAUUCACACGUUUACAUUUAUAUAAACCGGGCCGGUUCCGAUCGGAGAAACGAAUCCCUCCUUCGCUACACUCGGAGAAACGGAUCAGUGAUUUCCGUUUUCCCUUUUAUUUUACGAACACGAUACAUACACACGCAUAAAAACACAUACCUAUACAUAUAUAUAUAUAUAUAUAUAUAUAUAUAUAUAUACUCUAUCACACAUCAUGUAAACACGUGUAUAUGCGCGUAUACAGUUUUUACCCCAGUUUAAAAUAUUCCAUCUGUCUACCUCAGUGAACCACGAUAAACGAUAAGUGAUAGGACAGACCAAGACGAAUCUCACGGACGAUGAUGAUGAUGUUUCGGGGAGAGGAGAGAGAGAGAGAGAGAGAAUCAGAAUCAGGGAGACGAUAAAAAGAAAUGAUAUCGUCAUGGCUAUUCUUCGCAUGAUUUUUACUCAUUUAUGAAAAAUGAUUUAUGAAUACGAAGAAUCAGAUAUCGAUAUAUCGCGACAGACGUCGUUCAACCAGUUCCAACUGACCGGCGUUUUCACGGUCUCGUCGAAACGAUUGAUUCGUUCGUCGAAAAAAAAACGAGAGAUCGCCCCAGCGAAUCGACGAAACCUUAGACGAGAGGAUGCUAGGGAGGAUCAAUUGUUCGAUUCUUUUUAUUUUCUAAAACUGAGCUGUUUGAGAGAAAGAGGGAGAAAGGAAGAAAAAAGAGAGAGAGAGAGAGAAAGAGAGAGAGAGAGAGAGAGAGAGAGAGAGAGAGUGAGAGAGAAAAGAAAAAACGGUGACCGUCGCGUAUAUGUACGCGACUCCCGAGAAGAUAUUAUUAUUAUUAUAUUAUAUUAUAUUAUUAUUAUAUAUAAAUGUUGAGGAAAAAUAUAUAUUGUCUAGAUUUAUAGAGAAGUUAGUAUACCACGACGCGUACGUACGUACGUACACAAUACGAAUAACAAAAAAAAAAGAAAAAGAAUAACGAUAAUAAUUGGAGAGAAAAGGACGCGUUAGAAUAACGAGUAGAAUGAUACACGUGUGUAGCGUUAGGGUUUAGCACCCUUUAUAUUUUUUAGAUGCACGCGUGCAUCUUUCCAAGAUACGUACACUCACUUACAGACGCGAAUACACGGCAUUACGUACAUUAAAAUACAUAGACACACGCCCACACAGUACAAUUUUUCACGCAUGGUGUACACACAUAUGCACGUACACACACACACACACACACACACACACGAGAAAGAGAGAUUAUGUUUCCGCGCUUGAUUUGAAUUCGCGCGCGAAUCAAUUACGUACGGUCGUGUCUCGUGAAGAGUGUCGCUUUAGAAUCGCGACGAUUAUUACGAUUGUUAAUUAUCUACUCGUUUUAUCGUAGGAAUAGAAAAAAAAAAAAGAAAAAGGCGGGAUAUGUAAAGUCGGAGAAACCGGGUAAUCUCAUCGUGUCGAUCAAUGAAAUAUUCUCGUUGUUUCUCGUUUCGUUUGUAAACUUAGGUUAGAACGGUGUUCGAACGAAGAAGCUUUGGCUAGCUUUCUUUGACCAGCCAGGAGGGGAUAUAAUUGUUACGAUAAAACGUGAUAAAGUAGAAUCUCGUUAGGAUUCGAGAGAUGGUCGAGACGAUGCGUUCUACUCGGUUCUGGAAAAUGGAAUUAGGCGAAGUAGCGCGCGAAACUACGAAAAAAAAAAAAAAAGAAAAAAAGGUCUCGACUCGGGUAAAUCAAUUAACCUUAUUCUUGUCGUUCCUUUUUUUUUUUUUUUUUUUCUUUUUUUUACCCUCUUUCAUAGUUUUCAUUCUUGCAUAGAAAAUCCGUCGAAUUAAUCGAAAUGGAAAAAGAGAUUCAUCCCCUAAGGGCUUGCCAUGACUUUUCUUAGUACUUAAGUUCUUUAUUUCGAUCAUUUUUCUCUUGAAGGGAACGACACGAUUCUUUUUAUCCGUAGAGAUCUUCUCAUAGACGAUUAGUUGCUCGUGUAUUGUUUUUUGUUGUGUGUUUUCUUUCUUUUCGAAAGAAAAAAAAAGAGAGAAGAAACGUGACGCAUGAGGAAACAAGGUAGAAGCCACGAGUGGAAAGGAAGAACUGUUUCAUCUUUUCUUGAACUUCGUCUUGCUCCUAAUGGAGCAUCGAUCGGAGUCUUUCCGCAUUCUUGAACGUGUCGUUAGCUCUGACUCAUCUCGAUACUCCUCUCUAGCCUCGUUUUAUUUAUAAAUCCGUCUCUUCUCGUUCUCUAACGAUUUUUCGUUUCACGAUAAAUUGUAUUUCAAAUUUUAUUUUUUAUUUAUCUUUUUCUUUUUUUUCUUUUUUUUCCGAUCAUCCUCGUAAAUUAUACACACGUGGUUCUCGUUCCACGAGUGGCGAUGAAGAUAUAUAUAUAUAUAUAUAUAUAUAAAAUGGGAAAGAAAGAAAGAAGUUAGAAGCAGUUUCUAAGAUCGUAACUGCGCGCGCGAUUUCGUGUCCAGGUUCGAGAAGUAUAAUAUUAAAAUGGUUCCUACUAAUUGAAUGCAUACACGAGCUACUUUGAUUUACAGUAUAUCUUGAGAAUAUAUAUUAUAUACAUAUAAAUAUAUAUAUAUAUAUAUACACACAAUACACAUAUAAUUAGAUACGCCUAGGAAAAAAAAAAGAGAAACUUAGCAAUACGUAGUGGCGCAUCGCGUUUUAAACAAAAAGUUUUCUUCCCUUUCACGUUCUUUAUCAUAAUAAUUAUUAAUUUCGUCCUUUCUUAUCAUUUUGUUUCAUUUCUUCUUUUUUCUUUUAAUGCGCGAAUUUUUUUUCUUGCGCGAAUGUGCAUGGAAGAGUGACGAAUGACGAAUAAGUGAGAAAAUCGAUUAUGGCUGAAGAUGAAUCCUUUUUUUCUUUUUUUUAGAUCUUUAACACCUAUUUUUAUUCUUUCUUUCUUUUUUUCUUUUUUCUUUCUUUCUUUCUUCUUUUUAUUUUUUUUUUUUUUUUUUGCCUAGAUUUAGUAGGUUGUAAACAAUACUCGGAGUAUACUAACCCUUUCUUAGCCUGUAAGAGCAUUUUAUCUAUGAAACACAGGGACUCUUAGUGAUUUUGUCGCUAUAAGAAUACGUCGUUCACGAACGGAAUAUAAGCUGUGUAUUUCUGCGCGAGACGAUACGUCCAAGAAAGAAAGGAAAAAAAGAAAAAAAGAAGUAGUAGAUUCGAAAAA
Molecule: messenger RNA, 7405 nt
Organism: Apis laboriosa (Himalayan honeybee)
Lineage: Eukaryota; Metazoa; Arthropoda; Insecta; Hymenoptera; Apidae
Product: protein abrupt-like
Exons: 8
Coding region: 2075-3940 (621 amino acids)
Biological process (GO): regulation of transcription by RNA polymerase II
Cellular component (GO): nucleus
Molecular function (GO): protein binding
Source: RefSeq, a predicted model, not a curated record